Messenger RNA from Clarias gariepinus (North African catfish), 2800 nucleotides. It is a transcript of the gene trabd2b, whose product is annotated as TraB domain containing 2B. Gene Ontology annotation, cellular component: organelle membrane. Gene Ontology annotation, biological process: negative regulation of Wnt signaling pathway. Gene Ontology annotation, molecular function: metalloendopeptidase activity; Wnt-protein binding. Lineage: Eukaryota; Metazoa; Chordata; Actinopteri; Siluriformes; Clariidae. The record is from RefSeq and is a predicted model, not a curated record. The coding region runs from base 190 to 1722 and encodes 510 amino acids. The transcript is spliced from 7 exons.
CACUCUCGUAUGCGCGCGCGCGCGCACACACACUCACGCGCUCAGUCUCAGAGUGGAGGUCCGGGCGCGAGCAUGGCGCAGGAGCAGAGCGCGCGUCACCGAAGCGCAGAGUUUAAUCGGACCGACCUGUAGUCUAUAGUGUGUGUGUGUGAGAGAGUGUGUGUGUGUGUGUGUGUGUUCUGUCCCGAUAUGAAGCGGGGCUCAGCGCUCGGAUGGCUGCUCUUCUUCUGCACUUUAUUUCCAGCGGGAUUUUUAUCAUUAAACCGGGAGAAACCGAGACACUGCAGCAGGGAGCAGACGAGAGAUCUGAACUCGUUCCUGUGGACGGUGAAACGUCCUCCCCCCCAGCCGCCCUCCUACCUGUUCGGCACCAUCCAUGUGCCGUACACACGCGUCUGGGACUUCGUGCCCGAGAGCUCCAAGCGGGCCUUCCAGAGCAGCACGAGCGUCUUCUUCGAGCUCAACCUCACCGACCCCGUGACCGUGUCCGAGCUGGCCAGCUGUCAGCUCCUACCUAACGGAGAGAGCCUGAGGAGUCUGCUCCCCCGGGACAUCUACCUCCGACUGAAGCGGCACCUGGACUACGUGAGACACAUGAUGCCGGCGUGGGUGAGGGCCGAGCAGCGCUUCUACGCCGACUACCUGUUCAAGGCCAUCGCAGGAGACUGGGAGCGCAAGCGUCCCGUCUGGGUGAUGCUGAUGGUCAACUCGCUGACGGAGUGGGACGUCAGGUGGCGCGGCGCUCCUGUGCUCGACCUGUUCCUCGCCCGCGAGGCCGAGCGCAUGGGCAAGAAGACCGGAGCUGUGGAGAACGUCGAGGAGCAGUGUCACCCGCUGAACGGACUCAGCUUCUCACAGGUUCUGUUUGCACUGAAUCAGACGCUGCGGCAGCUUGAAGAUGUCCGCGAGGGAAGUGUUCAGGGUCCCUUCACUACUGAGGAUCUCAUCUCACACUACAACUGUGGAGACCUCAGCUCCAUUAUUUUCAACCAGGACACCUCACAGCUCCCUCACUUCCUGAACAGUUCCCUGCUGGACCACGAGCGCUCCACGGCGCAGCAGAUCGACAGUUACCUCCGGCAGGAGCUCAUCUACAAGCGCAACGAGCGGAUGGCGCACCGCGUCUCCGCCCUCCUUCGGAAGAGCCCCGCCCAGAGCUUCUUCUUCGCCUUCGGCGCGGGUCACUUCCUGGGCAACCACAGUGUCCUGGACAUCCUGCGGCAGGAAGGCUAUGAGGUGGAACACACACCGGCCCAGGAGCCGGCUACAUCGAGCUGGCAGGAGACGGAAGGUACCACCGUGACGCAGAGCGUAGGAGGUCCCGAGCUGGCGACAGAGGGAACGGCAGAACCUACUGAGGUAGAAGAGGAGCGACCCCACCUGCUGGAGCCGGACAGUCUGAGUCAGUUGGAGGAGUUUGGGAAACACCAGCGCCCCCGGAAGGCCCAGAGGCCGCAUAGCAGGCAGCGACUCUUCAGCGACCUGUGGGUGCGAAUCGGAUACAGCACGACUUCACUUCCGAAUGUACAGAGAACCGACGACUACGCGACGACGAGAACGUGGCUAAAGCUCCAGGAAGAUCAGCAGCGGAGAAGAUCGUCCUCUAGUAAUCUACAGGAGACUCCGCCCCCCAGAUCUAUGGGCUCGGCCACGCCCACUCCAGCACUGCCUUUCAUGAUCACGUGCCUUCUCACACAAGUGCUGAUGCGCUUCACGUCUUGACCACCAGAGGGAGCCAGAAACACACAAACACCCACGAAAAAAACAAACACAGACAAUUGUUUUUGUUUUGUUUUUGCAAUCAUUUUGUGUAAGCAAAGAAAACAACAACAGGCUGCACAUAAAGCUAAGCCUUAUUUAAAAUGAAAUACACCUAGAUGUUACGUAACAAGGAUUUGAAAUGAUCUGAUUGAUCAUAUAAAAAUAUUACAGACCAAAGCGGAGUCUACUCAUCAUUACACUCAAUAGAAUAAAUUAAUAAUGAAAAUACCAAUAAAAAAGAAUAAAGCUAACACUUUUAACAACAUUGAAAUAUUGUUGUUAAAAUAAAACAUCCUGUGCCAUGCUGUAAUAGGAACAUCAUCACUGACAGGGUAAUGUGAUGAAUCCGUGUUACUGUUACAACACAAGCGGAAUUAUUUUCCUUUACUUUAUUUCCAAUUUCAGAGCAUCAUCCGUGCCAUUUAUUUUGUAAUUGUGUUUAAUAUUGUAGAACGGCCAUGAAACACAUGUUUUCACUUACCUUACAGCAGCUAUAACUGCUAUAUGACUUUUUUUCUCGUGUUACAGAGAAACUGCAAACUGUAAAAGGAUUACUGUAUAUAACUCUAUCUGGCUGUUACAAUGCACUGACACUGGAGACUCCUUCCAUCAAUGCUACAUAAACAAUUACAGACGUAUUUUUAAUCUGUUAAAGUGGAACACUUUUUGUACAAGUUCCUAUGAACGAGCUGUUAACAUAGAAAUAAUAACAUAUCAUAAUAAACGCAUUAAUAUUCACCUGAGAGCACUGCUGUUAGAGGAAAUGUCCCGGCCAAUCAGAAUCCAGAAUUUCAUUGACAUGGUAUUAAAAUAUUAUUAAAUGUUGUACUAAGUAUGAACAGAUUUUAAGCAAUAGAUACACUAUUUUACACACGAAAUGGUGCGAUGCGAAUACAAAUGAAACAUUUACCGCCUAAAAAAGGGUAACAUAUAUAGAUGCAAUAAUUAUAAUAAUGAUAAUAAUAAUGUGAUAACUGACAGAGUUCACAUUUAUGUUUUGUACAAUUUUGUUCAUAAAGAAAUAUUGUAUAUUUAUUAU